This is a messenger RNA of Andrographis paniculata, 2526 nucleotides long. RefSeq names its product probable magnesium transporter NIPA9. Gene Ontology annotation, molecular function: magnesium ion transmembrane transporter activity. Lineage: Eukaryota; Viridiplantae; Streptophyta; Magnoliopsida; Lamiales; Acanthaceae. Gene Ontology annotation, biological process: magnesium ion transport. The record is from RefSeq and is a predicted model, not a curated record. The transcript has 9 exons. The coding region runs from base 68 to 1111 and encodes 347 amino acids. Gene Ontology annotation, cellular component: membrane.
AUAUCUGCCAAAAAGCGGCUAGUGGGACAGAGAGAGAAUCCGACGCCGGUUGUGUGUUGGCGGAGAGAUGUGGGAAGCAAUCUGCCUGGCCGUAGUGGCCUCCGCCGGAAACAACAUCGGCAAAGUCCUCCAGAAAAAGGCAACUCUAAUUCUUCCGCCUUUCUCCUUCAAGCUCAAGGUGGUUAGAGCAUAUGCUUCGAACAGAGCUUGGAUUGCUGGAUUUUUAAUGGACAUUCUUGGAGCUGUCUUGAUGCUGCUGGCAUUGUCUCAAGCUCCCGUAUCGGUUGUUCAACCCGUUUCUGGCUGUGGUCUUGCCGUCCUUUCACUCUUUUCUCACAUCUAUCUAAAAGAGACCAUGAAUGUUGUUGACUGGUUCGGAAUCGUUUUGGCUGUUAUAGGCACUAUAGGGGUUGGUGCCGGAGGGGAAGAGCAGAAGACAGCGCUCGUUUCGAUUUCUCAUUUACCAAUACUGGCAUUCUCAAUAUGUUUCGUGUUUCUACUUCUUAACGGGUUUCUUCGUGUCUUUCAAGACGAGAGACGAGAGCAUGAGCUGUUGCAAUUCGAAGUCGUUGAGGAAAUCAUUUAUGGGUUGGAAUCCGGCAUUUUAUUUGGGCUCGCAUCCGUGGUAUCUAAGAUGGGAUUCUUAUUCUUUGAGCAUGGAUAUUCCGCGUCGCUUCUUCUAAUUUGCAUGUUAAUCAGCACUUCGUUUAGUGCUUCCGGGCUCAUUUAUCAGACUCGCGGUUUGAAGCACGGAAGGGCGAUCGUAGUGUCCACCUGUGGAACUGUAUCGUCAAUCACGACGGGCGUGAUCGCCGGUGUAUUCGCCAUGGGCGAACGAUUGCCCUCAGCUCCUCUCGCCUUGGCGCUCCUUCUUCUCGGAUGGUUCUUCAUCGUUCUUGGCGUGAUCCUACUCGUAACCUCUUCCAAACUGCUGCGAUACCUCCCGGGAUGUUUAAGACCCAUCACGCGGAGGGGCGGCUGGGAGAGGAGUUUUGGCGCGAAGCAAUAUGGUUCGAGCCUGGUAAAAGAGGCGAAUCCUAGCGCCGUUAUUCAUGCGAGCACGUUGCAUAAUUUAUUGUCGUCUCCUUCCCUUUCGAAAGCGAAAGCAUGAUGUUUCGAAAUGGGUAAAAAAAGAAACAUGGAACGGCGCUCGUGAAAAAUCCUAUUUGAUCGGGUUGGGACUAUUGAGGAGUGCCCCGGAGGCCGGAGGGAGUAUUAGAGCUGCUAACGGGACAAUUUCAUUUGUCGUCGACGACGACAAACGACCAAUGUUACCCUUGAAAAGGUAGGAUAGUUCAUUUGACGACUAUCGAAGGUAUGAUUUUGGAGAAAUUUUGGAUAAAAUUUCAUGUUAUGAAAGGGUCUAAAAACUUGAAAGAACUAGAGAAAAACUAUUGUACUAGUAUUAAAAAUAAAAAAGUGUGAAUAAAUAAAGAAUAAUUAGAUGUAUUUGUUUUGUAAAACAAUUUAAAAAGAUAUUUUUUUAUAUAAGCUAUAAAGAGUUGGGUAGAUAAUAUAAAAAAUAAUGUUGAACACAAAAAAAAUAAGGUUAGGGUUUGAAUUUAGCAAGGAUAAAUGGAUGGACUAGAUCCAGUGGUAGGCUAAAGUCAUUUUGUCGGAUGGUUGUUGGGACUAGGUUGGUUGGACGGUUGGCCUUACGGACAGUUUUUAUAUAAGUGUGGGCUUUGGGACAGUUAGUUAGUUGGUCACAAAGGUUACGACGUGGAAAUGGUUUGGUAUAAUGGACAGUUGGUUGGUCACAAAAGUUACCAACGCAUAAGCAAGUUCGGACAGUUCAAAUUGAUAACGGACGAAGAAGCGAGUUCUUAGACGGUUCAGAUAGAAGCCGUUUCUAAGGAUGACAGACAAAAUUCCAAGAGAAUUUUAUUGGAGGUCAUUAUUUUAUUUCCAAUUAUUUUUUCUUUUCUUUAGCAAUAUUAUAUUUCGAAUUUUUACUAUCAACAAAUAAUAAUGUGUGUAGUAAUUUUUUUGAAAAAAUAUGUGAAAAAAAAAAAUCUAAGCAAACGAAACUUGUGCGUCUUAAUUCAAAGUAUUAUUUUUGUCAUUUUUAUAUGUUAUUUUUGUUCGUCUCAUUUCAAAGUAUUCAUUUUAUAUUUAAAAAAAGUAAUCAUAGUACCAAAUACCUUCUAACUUUUAUUUAAAUUAUAAACAUAUUAUUACAUAUAUAAUCAAAAGAGUAUUAGGUCCGGCCGGGGAUUUACCCCGUGUGCACUUUCGGGUGGGUAGCGAUUGCGGGUCUCACGUCAUCCAAAAAAAAAAAAGGUAAAAAUAUAGUCCCGCAAUGGAUGACAUGGUGGUGCAGAGGGUCAUAGGUUCAAACCCCAGAAGCUUCCGAUCAUCUACCACGUAUGGUUAAGCUCGGACAUUUACCCAAUUGGUGCAUAUUCUCACAUCAUAAAAAAAAAGGUAAUAAUAAUAAUAAUAAAAUAAAAUCUACUAUUAACAUUAGUUUCAAUACAUAAAAUAUAUUAGAAAUGAUGGUAUAGUCUCGUAGCCAAGCCUUUA